Molecule: messenger RNA, 957 nt
Organism: Trichophyton verrucosum HKI 0517
Lineage: Eukaryota; Fungi; Ascomycota; Eurotiomycetes; Onygenales; Arthrodermataceae
Exons: 3
Coding region: 1-957 (318 amino acids)
Source: RefSeq, a predicted model, not a curated record
AUGAAGGAUGGGCAGCGCAAUCAGGACAAGCAAGAAAAAGAGAGGGAACAAAAUAAGCUGACGCCACCGCAAAGCCAUCGAAGGGCGAGCUUUGUUCAACCAGGGCGGGCGUUCGACGGCGAAGAUCUGUCGGCGGCGGCCAGUGGUGGUAGCUACAUCGAGGUCGGGUUGCACCGACUAACAGCUACGCCGCAUUCUCUCCGGCAGCAGCUUGACCUUGACCAGCUUCGUGCCAGAAAGAAGCCCAAGGACAAAGACCCAAGGACCAAGGACCGACCCAAGAUGCGCCAAGGUCAUGUAUAUAUAUGUAGGUGGAUGGAGAUGGGCCCUUUUUCCACCCAUCCAGACACCCCAGGACAGGCAGACAGACAGACCAAGCAGACAAGCAUCGAGCAGGCAUCCCGCGACUUGUCCAACCAACCAACCAACCGCCCGUCAGUCAGUCAGUCAGUCCACCUCCUCCGCCGCCAGUCGAAGCGAGAAAAAGAGGGUGUCGUCAAGCGAGCCUCUUCCGCCCUGGCAGGGCUGCUCCACCACUUGGAAUACCCGCCGUCCUCUAACCGUCGCUCGAAGCAAGUCCUUACUCUGUCACGCCUGAACCAAAGAAGAAAACGACCGCCAGGGGAUGCACAUAAUCUCCCGUCCUCAAAGUUCCAGCUAGGGAGGAAGGCCAAAAAGCAAGACAGCCAACCGACCAGGCGGAUAUCCAGGUUCAUUUCUCCUACCGACGCCCCUUGUCCUUGGGGCUUGCUGGCCGGGGAAGAUGGAUAUCAGCGGGUAACUAACAAGCAGCCUAGCAUUGAAAGUACGGAUGCUGAGUCCUGUAUUGUAAUCGUGACGCCGCACCCCGGCCAUCCUCGGCCGUCGUCCUAUCACUUGCAUCCUCCAUGGCCGGCGCAAGUUGCCCGAACAGGGAAUAUUCUGGAAAUCCGCAGCUUUCACGAACUCGCCCGCUAG